AUGAGCAGUUCUGCUGCUGGAACCUCAUCAAAACCAAGAGCAGCUUCGUCACAACCAUCAGAAACUUCAUCUAAGCGCAAAAGAGGAGUUUUCCAAAAAGAAUUGCAGCACAUGAUGUAUGGCUUUGGAGAUGAUCCUAAUCCUCUUCCUGAAAGUGUGGCUCUGAUGGAGGACAUUGUUGUGGAAUAUGUCACAGAACUGGUACAUAAAGCCCAAGAUAUUGGAUCUCAAAGGGGGAAGCUAUCAGUUGAGGAUUUCCUCUAUUUGAUUCGCAAGGAUUUGCCGAAACUUAACCGCUGUACAGAACUAUUGUCUAUGAAUGAAGAGCUGAAACAAGCAAGAAAGGUUUUUGAAUCAGAUGAAGAGAAACUGAGGAAGGUUUUUGAGGUGGACGAGACAGUUGAAGGAUGA
Molecule: messenger RNA, 411 nt
Organism: Sphenostylis stenocarpa
Lineage: Eukaryota; Viridiplantae; Streptophyta; Magnoliopsida; Fabales; Fabaceae
Source: the annotation of a GenBank genome assembly